CCGGCAAUAUAAAAGGCAUCCCCCGCCUCCCCUUUCCUCAACCAUCAAGUCAUCUCCCCCAAUCAUCUGCAUUUCAAAACCCUACAUUCUCUUCUCUGCGAAAAUGUCAGGCCGUGGAAAGGGAGGCAAGGGAUUGGGAAAGGGCGGAGCCAAACGUCAUAGGAAGGUACUUCGCGACAACAUCCAGGGAAUCACCAAGCCCGCCAUUCGCCGUCUAGCGCGUAGAGGCGGCGUGAAGCGUAUCUCUGGUCUCAUCUAUGAGGAAACCAGAGGAGUUCUCAAGAUCUUUCUAGAGAAAGUGAUCAGAGACGCGGUGACCUACACCGAGCAUGCUCGGAGGAAGACUGUGACGGCGAUGGAUGUAGUCUAUGCUCUCAAGAGGCAGGGAACGACCUUGUACGGAUUUGGAGGGUAGAGCUUCGCAAGUCGUAGAUGUUCUUAUGUGAUGAAUGCAGAUACCUGUCUCAGCUUAAUUUCAAUGGUGUAGUUAGCAAUUUCAUGUUUAUUACAGCCUACUAAUCAGAAGUAGGCUUGUUCCUUGCCUCUUUCAGGAAGUAAUACUUCUUCUUGCGGUAGAUGUUCAUGUGUGACAAAUGCAGAUGCAUAUUUCAGCUAAAUUUCAAUGGUGUAAUUAGUAGUUUCAUGUUAGUUUGUGGCCCAUUAAUCAGAAGUAGGCUUGUUCCCUGUUCAUCGGCCAAUUUGAAGUAAUACUUGUUCUCAAUUUGUGAAUAUAAUUCGGUGGUUACUUUUUCUUCCAAUUCCAGAUUUUUUUUUUAUAAAUUGGAUCCUUCUCUAGCGGCUCUUGCAGUUUUUGACAUUUAGAAAAAUUGUUUACAUUCUGUUUUCCUGGCAGCUGGAAUUUUUGAGAUAAACUAAUCUAAAGUAGCCCUGUAAUUGGUUUUUUAUUUUGUUGUCAUCAAUGAUCUACUUUGUUCUCCA
This is a messenger RNA of Cuscuta europaea, 939 nucleotides long. Lineage: Eukaryota; Viridiplantae; Streptophyta; Magnoliopsida; Solanales; Convolvulaceae. The record is from the annotation of a GenBank genome assembly.